AUGGAACAACUGAAAAACCUCGCGAACAAGGACCGUGCUGAUGACACUAAGAUGAAGAGCUCGUUGCUCAAGGGUGAUGGCGCUAACAACGAGAGGACUCAAGAAGUACAGGAAAGCAUGAAGAAAGUUACUGGCAAUCUCGAGACUAUUGAAGAUGCAGUUGGUCUGAAGAAUAACGAUCUCGGUGAUGAAGUGGCGGAGUUUGGUCAGAGGGACACGGGCCUGCUCUCUGGAGCAGGAGGAGCGGUGGUCCAGGCCGAGUCAUUGGUGUCUAAGGAAUUGAAGGAGGGAAGGGCUGGUAACAAGUUCGAUAUUGAGACAGCUCAUAUGGGCAAUAAUCGACGAAUAGAGAAGACUGAGGCUGAGAAGGAUCAUUCGGCGAUUUUAGCCAGGCAUGAGGAAGCUAUUUUUAAAGGUUUGGAACAUUCUGCUAAGAACAAUAUAUCGGGAAUGUUCAAGAAAGCUCAAGAGACUAAACUUAGAAUGACUAAGACCCUUUCCAAUGUGAUGGAUGAGCUGGGGAAGAUACAGAUGGACUUUGAAGGCUCUGAGGCUGGUGAUAGCAGCGAUAUUGCAAUUCGUCUUGCUCACACGAGACAGGCGGUGAAGAGCAUCCUACAGCUGUGGGAGGAAUACUCGCAAGUGAUGGGCAGAAAUUUGAAGCACUUCCAGAAAGAUGACACUGAGUUUAUUGAGCAACUCACUAUGAGGUUACAUCAGGCCAUGUUGAAGACCGAAGAUAUUCUCACUAAGUCCGUGGACGAGGUCAAUAAGCUCCACAGGAAGCUCGAUAUGGG
This is a messenger RNA of Perkinsus marinus ATCC 50983, 797 nucleotides long. RefSeq lists its product as hypothetical. The transcript has a single exon. The annotation marks the transcript as partial. The record is from RefSeq and is a predicted model, not a curated record. Lineage: Eukaryota; Perkinsozoa; Perkinsida; Perkinsidae.